AUGGCCUUCUUUUCCACUUUCACAGACGGACCGAAACUACAGGGACCAGAGGAGGAGGUCGAGGCGGUGUCUACUGGCCAGUCUGCACAAUUAACCUGUCAGGUUGAAGCCAAUCCUCCAGCGAAGGUCACUUGGUACCAUCAUAGGGGCAUAAGGGUUGUUAACAAGGAUGAAUUGGGCUAUCAUCCAAACGCAUCAGGGCUGUUCACUGCCACUGUGAUCACACACCGACUACUGCGAUCCUUUCUCACCGCAGAUUUGGACACAAGGGACUUCAGAGUGAGUUGCUGA
Molecule: messenger RNA, 291 nt
Organism: Hydatigera taeniaeformis
Lineage: Eukaryota; Metazoa; Platyhelminthes; Cestoda; Cyclophyllidea; Taeniidae
Source: the annotation of a GenBank genome assembly